Molecule: messenger RNA, 1993 nt
Organism: Leptopilina heterotoma
Lineage: Eukaryota; Metazoa; Arthropoda; Insecta; Hymenoptera; Figitidae
Gene: Septin4
Product: septin-2
Exons: 9
Coding region: 337-1491 (384 amino acids)
Biological process (GO): regulation of exocytosis; cytoskeleton-dependent cytokinesis
Cellular component (GO): microtubule cytoskeleton; septin complex; cell division site
Molecular function (GO): molecular adaptor activity; GTPase activity; GTP binding
Source: RefSeq, a predicted model, not a curated record
CAAUUUAAAAAGUAGCUUAUCAGUAUAGAAGUGAAAAAAAGAAGAAUAGUUUUGUUUCGUGUGAGAAUGUAAGGCUCAGCGAUAUCCAAAGUGUUUGCAAUUGGAACAACAUUAAGAAUGUCGACACUUUGAAUUGAGUGAAGGAUGAGGAAAGCUCGGAAAAUGAUUUUGGCUCUGCAAAGGUCACUAUUGAUCGACAGUUCGACAGUGCGAGGGUGCGCCAGCGCAGCCCAGUCGCUCGUCUUGACAAUUUGUAAUAAGGGACGCACUUCGCCCACCCUAAACACUCGGAUUUAGCCGAGCUGCCGGCUAGUGUUGUUUGUUAUUGCUGUCACAAUGUCAGGCGACAGGGACUAUAUUGGAUUUGCGACUCUCCCGGAACAAGUGCACAGGAAAUCAGUGAAAAGGGGAUUCGAAUUCACGCUGAUGGUCCUGGGUGAGACUGGCUUGGGAAAGUCGACCCUAAUAAACAGUCUCUUCCUUGGAGACCUCUAUAAAGAUCGGCGAAUUCCCGAUGUCUCUGAACGAAUAGAAAAGACAACGUCCAUUGAGAAGAAGACCAUGGAUAUUGAGGAGCGAGGAGUGAGAUUGCGAUUAACCAUCGUCGACACUCCGGGCUUUGGAGAUUCGGUGAAUUGCGAGGACACGUGGAAGGCCUGUUCGUCAUAUAUCGACGAGCAAUUUCGACAGUACUUUACGGACGAAAGCGGGUUGAACAGGAAGAACAUCCAGGACAACAGGGUGCACUGCUGCCUCUACUUCAUCCCCCCCUACGGACAUGGGCUGAGGCAAGUGGACCUGGAGGUGCUGAGGAGAUUGCAUCGCAAAGUAAACGUCGUGCCAGUGAUUGCCAAGGCGGACACUCUCACCACGCAGGAAGUGAAGAAGCUGAAGGAACGAAUUCUCUCUGACAUUGAGGAACAUGAAAUUCAGAUUUAUCAGUUCCCCGACUGCGACAGUGACGAAGAUGAGGAAUUCAAGCAACAGGACAAGGAGUUGAAGGCGUGUGUGCCGUUCGCUGUUGUAGGCAGUUCGACAGUUUUAGAAGUUGCUGGGCGGAAAGUUCGCGGACGUCAGUAUCCUUGGGGAGUUGUCGAAGUGGAGAAUCCGAAGCACAGCGAUUUCGUGAAACUAAGGACAAUGUUAAUUUCGACGCAUAUGCAAGACUUGAAAGAUGUCACGCAAGAUGUGCACUAUGAAAACUUCCGUGCUCAAUGCAUUUCCCAAAUAUCCCAGCAGGCGAUCCGGGAAAGGAGGUAUUUACGCAUUAAGCUAAAAAGAGAUUCCGGUCCGCAUUUCGACAACAAUAUUUCUGAAACUGACAGACUACUUUUGCAAAAGGAUGAAGAGAUUCGCAGAAUGCAGGAUAUUUUGGCUCAAAUGCAGGAAAAGUUGAAGGCGACCGGACAAGUGAGAAGAGUCGGAAGUUUAGGAAACGAUUUAGACGUAACUGACGUAGACAAGAAGCGAAACAGUAUUAUUGACGUUUGAACAUUUUCUGUGAUUGUGAUGGCGGUUAUUAUAAUGCUCGAUUCGAUUUUAUAUUAUCACCAGGAAGACGAGAACAAAGUCCUUCAGGGUCUUAUCGCCUUAAUUGAAGAAGCUUUUUUAAAACCAACUACAUCCCGUAUAUUAAAGCCAGUGACAAGAGUAUAAGACGACAAUACUUGCCCCAAAAGAAUAAGAAACUAGUUAAUUAAUUGACGGAGCAAUAAGUUGGAUUAUUAUUUUUAAGUUGUUAUCGGUUUACAAUUAUUUAUUACAUAGACUAUAUAGGUACAUUUAUAUAUCGCACAAGUAUUACUUCUCCACCGCGAAUUUUGCACAAACAAAGCAACUAAUAGUUAUUCAUUAACUCUUUUCAAAUUGUUUUCAAAUAUUUUCCAGGUGGAGUUUUUAUAAACUGAUGAGAUACUAGAACUUAAACUGUUUUUAAUCAAGUAAUAAUACGUAUAAAUAAUGUAUUCAGGGAAAAUAAAUUUCUUCAAAAUUG